GCCUAAUGGUGCUCCCGCAAGCUCGCCCUAGCUGCACGAAAAGAGGAUAUACGACUCUUUAGCUUCCUAACACUUACCGUCUGCCAAACCUUCGCGAUCAUAAUCCAACUUUGUUGAAUAUUCAAUCACGCGAUAUGCCGAACAACCGUGAAAAGAAAACUGAUUGGAGCGAUAGGCUACAAGAGGCGGCGGCCGCGAAUAGGGAACUAGAGAAAGUACGGGAAUUACUCAAAGGAGUUGACGUUAAAGUGAGGGAUAAUUUAGGCAGAACCGCUCUACACGAUGCGGCAUCCAACGGGUGUGACAACACGGUGCUGCUGCUACUCGAGAAAGGGGCUCUAGUCGAUGCAAAGGAUAAGUCCGGAAGAACGGUGCUGCAUGAGGCAGCGAAGAAGGGGAAUGUAGAGGCAGUACGGCGGCUGCUCAAAGUAAGGGCAGAUACUACGUUAAAGGACGGCAUAUUUGGAAAAGCAGCGUUACACUGGGCAGCGAAGAAAAAGCACGCAGAGGCAGUGAAGCUACUGCUAAAGCAUGGCGCUGACGUCGAAGGAAUAGAUAAGUACCAAGCAACGACGCUGCACGACGCUGCAGAGAGCGGGAGCGAGGUCGUGAUGCAGUUGCUACUCGAGGAAAAGGCUCCCGUCGAUGCAAAGGACUCUAAGGGAAGGACCUCGCUUCACUGGGCAGCGAGAUACGGGCACGAGGCGGUUGUGAAGCUGCUGUGCGAGAACGGCGCCGACCUCGCCAGUGAGGAUAGCGAGGGACGGACUGUGGUGCAUUAUUUAACGAAAUAUCUCAAAGAAAUUAUGCUGUUCUGGGCAGCGGAGAAAGGGUAUGAGGAUUUAGUUGUGGUGUUGCUUGAUGGAGAGGCGUACGUUGACGCAAAUGACAAGGACUACGGGACGGCGCUGCACCACGCCGCCUGGAACGGAAAUAUGGCGGUGGUCUAGCAGCUGCUCGAGAAGGGAGCCAAUAUUAACGCUCGGGGAUGGUCUUCACAUCGAUGGAAAGUUCUCCAAGCCGCAGCUAGAAGACGUUAUUGAGAGGCUGCUAGCAGCAGGUGCCGAGGUCAAUGCUGCUCCUGCUGGAAAUGAUGGACAGACAGCACUUCAAGCA
Mollisia scopiformis is the source of this 1116-nucleotide messenger RNA. Its product is annotated as ankyrin. NCBI's taxonomy places the organism in Eukaryota, Fungi, Ascomycota, Leotiomycetes, Helotiales, Mollisiaceae. The record is from RefSeq and is a predicted model, not a curated record. Gene Ontology annotation, molecular function: protein binding. Bases 135 to 950 code for a protein of 271 amino acids. The transcript has a single exon.